Molecule: messenger RNA, 1351 nt
Organism: Vanessa tameamea
Lineage: Eukaryota; Metazoa; Arthropoda; Insecta; Lepidoptera; Nymphalidae
Product: retinol dehydrogenase 14
Exons: 3
Coding region: 120-1139 (339 amino acids)
Source: RefSeq, a predicted model, not a curated record
AACAUUCCACGUCUUGUUACGAGUAACUACGUACAUCUAAUUCUUUGUUCAUACUCGAACAAGUACACAUGUCAAGCUAACGUGUUUUGUGGUCCUAAUUUUCGAUUUUAUAUAACUAAAUGAUUGUCGCAGAGGCCUGGAAAGCAAAUUAUCUAUUUUGGAUAUUACCAGUUGUAUUAAUUCUCGGGCUACUGGCAUUGCUCGCUCUAUUGGGUAUCUUCUUCGCCCUUCGUUUGUACGCUAAACUUACUUGUGGACGUUACCAAGCAAAAACCAGGAUGGACGGAAAGACGGUAAUCGUCACUGGAUGUACAAGUGGUAUUGGAAAGGAAACUGCUAAAGAAUUAGCAAAAAGAGGCGCCAGGGUCAUCAUGGCUUGCAGAAGUAUGGAAAAGGCAGAAAAGGUUCAAGAUGAAAUCGUGCAAUCGACAAAAAACGCAAAUGUCGUAGUUAAAAAACUAGAUCUAAGUUCUUUCGAAUCUAUAAGAACUUUUGCUGAAGACAUCAACAAAAAUGAGAAGGCGUUAGACGUCUUGAUCCACAACGCAGGAUACGCAGAAACCUUCAAAAAGAAUAUUUCGGAAGACGGCAUUGAAUUGACAAUGGCUACCAAUCAUUAUGGACCGUUUUUACUAACUCAUCUUCUCAUAAACCUGUUAAAGAAAAGUUCUCCAUCAAGAAUAGUUGUUGUUGCUUCGUCACUCUACCGCUUGGCAUCCGUAAACUUAGACAACCCAAAUCCAUUGAACACAAUGCCAGGGUAUUUGUACUACGUGUCCAAGGAGGCAAAUAUUCUCUUUACCAGGGAGCUGGCCAGACGUAUGGAGGGAACAGGCGUCACUGUAAAUUGUUUACAUCCUGGUUUAAUUGACACUGGAAUUUGGCGGAACGUGCCAGCACCGUUGAGCUGGGGUUUGGGAUUGAUAAACACUCUUUACUUCAAGACCCCUGUCCAAGGAUGCCAAACAUCAGUAAUGUUGGCUGUAGAUGAGAACCUUUCGAAAGUUACUGGGGAGUAUUUCUCUGAUUGCCAGAUAAGCUCGCUAUCUUCUUCAGCCAGUGAUAUGAGUAGAGCAAGAAAAUUGUGGGAGAUUUCGGAAAAAAUGGUCAAAUUGGAAGAGAAUGACCCAAGAAUUUAGUUCGUUUAUCAUAAUCCUGAAAGAGUACAAUUAGGGUUAUUAAUAACAUCCAGGAUAUUUAAUAUCAAUAAUAAUGCAUAUCAGAUCAGUACUUAAAGUAAAAAUAAUUGAAUUAAGAAUGAUUAAUUAUAUUUAAUUAAGAAUUGUUUAUUGAACAACUUAUGUUAACCUACUGCAUAUUAUUUAUAUUUUUUUUAACUUAUUACCUAUGC